Messenger RNA from Microplitis mediator, 4185 nucleotides. Its product is annotated as cyclin-T-like. Gene Ontology annotation, molecular function: cyclin-dependent protein serine/threonine kinase activator activity. Gene Ontology annotation, biological process: regulation of transcription by RNA polymerase II; positive regulation of DNA-templated transcription, elongation. The record is from RefSeq and is a predicted model, not a curated record. Lineage: Eukaryota; Metazoa; Arthropoda; Insecta; Hymenoptera; Braconidae. The transcript has 7 exons. Gene Ontology annotation, cellular component: nucleus; cyclin/CDK positive transcription elongation factor complex. Bases 153 to 4163 code for a protein of 1336 amino acids.
CCUAUUCAGUAGCUACGUGAAGUGAAGUGAUGGUGCAUAAGUGCUUGUUUAGAUAUAUUACACUUUUAUAAUAAUAUUGUAAUAAUAAAAAUGUAUUAUGGAAUUUGAGUAUGUGUGUUAGUUAGUUAAAAAAUAAUUGUGUAUAUAUAUAAAUGGCGGCUGACGAAAAAUGGUACUUUACAAAAGAACAAUUAGCAAAUACACCAAGUCGAAAAUGUGGUAUAGAUGCAGAUAAAGAAUUAAGUUAUAGACAACAAGCUGCUAAUUUCAUCCAGGACAUGGGCCAACGGCUUGUCGUUACGCAAUUGUGUAUAAAUACAGCAAUCGUUUACAUGCACAGAUUCUACGUAUUUCACUCAUUAUCGCAAUUUCAUAGAAAUUCAAUUGCAUCGGCUGCACUUUUUUUAGCAGCCAAAGUUGAAGAACAACCAAGAAAAUUGGAACAUGUUAUUAAAGUUGCACAUAUGUGUUUACAUAGAGAUAAUAGCCCUCUUGAUGUUAGAUCUGAGGCAUAUCAAAGCGAAGCACAUGAUUUAGUAUUUAAUGAGAAUGUUUUAUUACAAACAUUAGGAUUUGAUGUCGCUAUUGAUCACCCACAUACUCACGUUGUUAGAUGUUGUCAUUUAGUUAAAGCGAGCAAGGACUUAGCACAGACUUCGUACUUCAUGGCGUCAAACAGCUUACACCUGACAACAAUGUGUCUGCAAUACAAACCAACUGUUGUGGCUUGUUUCUGCAUUCAUUUAGCAUGUAAAUGGUCUAAUUGGGAGAUUCCUCAAAGCAAUGAAGGAAAAAGUUGGUUUUGGUAUGUAGAUCGGAGUGUGACGUCAGAAUUACUAGCUCAAUUGACGGCAGAAUUUCUUCACAUUUUUGAUAAAUGCCCGUCUCGUUUAAAGAAAAAAAUAAUGAGUAUAUCUGAAAGACAGAGCCCUAGUAUGCAUCAUCCAAGUUUGCCAAAUUCACCAUUUGACGCUGAACCACGUAAAGUUCAAGCUGUAGAUGAUGGUGGUCCCUCAUUUCAAUCGGCACGUCCAUAUCCAACUGAUGAAGAAAAGAAAAAACCAUCAUCAUCAUCGUCGACAGCCGCAGCAUCAGCGUCGGCAGCAGCACAUUCGACGUCUUCGUCAUCUUCAUCAGCGUCAUCGUCGUCAAAUAUACAACGGCCACCAACUGAUUAUCGUGAAUAUCGUGAUAAAAAAGAACGUGAACGUUUAGAACGUGAAAAAUUAGCAUCUAACAGUGGUGGUACUUUGUCACAAGAUUCAAAACAACAACACCAUCAUAGUCAUCAUCAUAAACAGCCGUCCUUAUCAACACCAUUAUCAAAUAUUACAACAUCGUCGUCAUCAUUAUCGACGACAUCUUUAUCUGGAGCGACUUCAGGAACAUCAAUGUCAGCAAAACAUCUAGCACUAGCUAAUCCAAAAGCUAAUAUUCACCAUAAUCACCAUCAUCAUCAUCAUAAUCGGCCAGAUUUUAAAUUACAAUCGUCAUCUCAAAGACAUUCAAAUUCUUCUUCAGCUACUCGUGAUUUAUCACGUGAUGGAUCACGACAACGAAUACCCAGAGAUUAUCCACAAGCACCAAAUUAUUCACACCAUCAACAACUUACUGCCACAAGUGGCCAUACAACGUCUAAAGAUUUAAAUUCAACAGCAAAUGAUUCAACAAAUGAUAUGAUGUUACCUCCAACACCGGAAAUAAAUCAACAUUCAAUUGAUAAAAUUAAUAAUAGUAAUAAUAACCACAGCAAUACUAAUCGUCAAGUACAACAUGAUAAACGUGCUUACGAUCCACGACAUAAAAUCAUUGAUCAUCGUAAAGAAGAACAAAAAAAUUCACAAUAUCCAAAUCCUCCUCCUCCACCUUCUUCUUCUUCUUCUACUUCUUCUUCAUUACCUCCACCUAAAUAUCCAGAACACAUGCGUUCGAAUGAUAGACUAUCACGUAAAUUACCAGAUUCAUUGGAACAACGCAGUGAAGAAGUGAGAAAACUUAUUGAAAAACCAUUGCCAAUACCCAAACCACGUGCCGAAAUACAAAAAGAAGAAUAUAUUGCUAGUAUGUUGAAACAAUCACAUCAUCCAAAUAAAUAUAGUCAAGAUAAUAAACUAGGACAUAAUAAUUCAAAUAGAAGCAUAUAUCCUCAUGAUUUAUCAAAACAAAUUGUCAAUAAAUCAUCAUCACAGAUGCAGCAGCAACAACAACAACAACAAAUGUUACAACAACAACAGCAAUUAUUACAGCAGCAACAACAACAUUCUCACAUGGCACAAAUAUAUAAUAAAGAUAAAAAUGGUACUGCAGCAGCAGCAAUAACAACAGCAGCAACUACAACAUCUUCAGGAGCAGCAUCAACAACAACAUCAACAAUAAAUCAAUUAAAUUUAAAUUUACCACUUGCUGGUGAUGAUAAACGUAAACAUGAUGAAUUAAACUCUCAAGUACCUUUAAUUAAACAUAAAUCAUUAUUUAGUCCAGAUAAAAUUACACCUCCACAAGAUAUACCGGCGUUAAAUCAACGUAAUAAAUUUUCAACAAAACAAAAAACACCACCAGUGUCAAAUAAAUUUAUCAAACAUGAAUUAAAUCAAGACGUAUUACCGGAUCUAAAUACUCAUUCAUUAUUUUCAAUGUCACCUGAUUUACCAAAUCAACAUUUGAAUACAAAACGCAAUGACUCUGAACAGCGCCAUCACCAUCAUCAUCAUCACCAUCAACAACAGCAACAAGAAAUAGGAAAAAAAAUUAAGUCUGAAGAUAAUAUAAAUUUAGAUACCAAAUCCUUACGAUUGCCAGAUUUAUUGAGUUCAACUCAGUCAUCAACAGCAACAACAAAUUUGAUGUCUGAUCAUUUAAAAUUACCCGAGCUAUUAAAACCAUUUGAUGCUGAUUUACAUUCAUGUCUAUUUAAUAAUGGCUUAGAAAUGGAUAUUAAACCAUCAAUUAAAAUUGAAAAUGAUUUAAGUCCGAUGAAAUCAGCACAAGGUAUCAGUGCAUUACUACAAGAACCAUUAGCACCAAUGCCGUCAUUAUUGCAAAGUAUAGGAAAUUCUGAUUUAGGUAUUUAUUCACAAAGCUCUAAUGAUUUAAAUCAAAGUCAAGAAUUAGUCACAACAAUAGUCACAACUGGAUCAACAACAACAACAACAUCCUCAUCAGAAUUAAAUAAAUCAUUAGCAGCAACAAACUUUUCCGAAUUACACAAUGAUGAGUCAUUUGUAUCAACUGUUGACAUAAGUGCGUUUUCUGCAGCCCCGAUAAUUGUUUCUGAAGUGCCAAUAACUAAUGCUACUCAAAUCCCAUCAACAGCAGCAGCAACAACAACAGUAACGACAGAUUCUUCAUCUGGAACAGGAUUAUUGACAAAUAAAAAAGUUGAUAAUCAUCACAAAAGUGAGAAAAAAAAGAAGAAAGAGAAGCACAAACAUAAAGAUAAAGACAAGGAAAAAAGUAAAGAUAAACAUAAACAUAAACACAAAGAUAAGGAUAAGCAUCGUGAUAAAGAUAGUAAAGAACGGAAAGAUGCUGCCAAUAAUGAUAAACGUGAUAGUAAUAAACAUGAGGAUAAUAACGUUAUGACAGCACCAAUUAAAAUAACAAUUCCUAAAGAUAAAUUAAAUCUUAUGGACACAACGACAAUUAGCAAUGAUAAUAAAAAAAAGAGUCCACAAAAUGCUAGAUUAAAAAUUAAAAUUCCUAAAGAAAGACUUAAAAAUCCAGAAGCAUCAUCAUCAUCAUCAUUGUCAUCAUCAUCAACAAUUACACCGGUUUCACGUGAUGUACAAGCUCCAUUAAAAAUUAAAAUUCGUACCAAUGCUACAAGCUCUGCUAAUCAAGAUUGUUACAAUAUUGAUAACAAUCGUAAACGUGAAAGAGAAGGGGAAAGUGCUUCACAACCUCCAUCGAAAAAAUUUCAAUACAGUAGUAGUGUUAAUCCUGCUAAUCAAUUAGUUGGACAGGUGAAUCAGCAACAGCAAUUACACCAUCAAUUGCAGCAGCAGCAACAACAACAACAACAACAACAACAGCAGAGAGCACCGAAUGAGAGGCAAAAUGGACGUCAUUAUAAUACAAGCAGUAAUAAUAAGGAUAAACAUUCGUCUCGAGAACACAAGAGUUCAAGUAAAUUGUCACAGUCACAGCAAUCACAUCCAACGUAAUAUUAAGACGUAAAUAAAUUAA